Molecule: messenger RNA, 2059 nt
Organism: Hyla sarda
Lineage: Eukaryota; Metazoa; Chordata; Amphibia; Anura; Hylidae
Exons: 6
Coding region: 222-728 (168 amino acids)
Source: RefSeq, a predicted model, not a curated record
AGUAUUGGCAGUUGGUCUCCACUGUGCAUGUAAGCAAGGGGGAUUGUGGGAAAGUGCGUGCUCUGUUGGCUGGCAACAGCAACCAGGAAGUGAUGAGAUCUAUAGGGAAUAUAUAUAUUUGCACAGGGAUAAAUAUGUGAUGCUGUGUUUACGAUGUACAAGCCAUUAUCUCCAUUGGACCUAUCAGUAACACUCAUUUCCCACUGAAAAUUCCCAACGCCAUGACUCAGUAUUGGGCAUUAGUGUUACCACUCCUCUUAAUUUCCAAUGAUAUAUGCGAAGAAGAAGACACAGUUUCAGAUGACAUAGGUCCACAUAUGAUCAGGCGCAUAUCACAACUCUUAACUCCAACUGAAUGUCGACAUUUUUAUCAAAAAAUUAUUCAAGAUGAUGAAGACCAUUACAUGUUAUUACCAGAGCCUCCUCCAGAAAAUGGACUAAAGGAACAUGGUAUUAAGACCACAGAAGACUGUACAAAAGUACUGAAGAACUGGGUAGAAUCAAAAGUGCAUAUUGUCUCCGGGGACAGGGUUGUUUCUAUACUAUAUAACGUAGGGCGCCUUGAUAUGGCUUUGGAACUUACCAAGACAUUAACCCAAGACACAAUUCUGGGAUUUAAGAAGAGUAUGGAUAAAUUGAGAAAAACUUCCCAAAGGUCAAAAUCAUCUCUGAUCAUUCUUGAAGAUGACAAUUAUAAAGAAAACAAGCGUCAAGUAAGAGACUGUUAACUUGGAAAGCAGAUAUUGGAGAAGGUGCUAGUAUGGAAAAGGAAGAUAAGAGAGAAAGAAGGAAGGAGAAAAAAAGGAGAAGGGGCAUGGGAACGGUCUCAGGAGGCUGCGUGCUAGCCAAAACAAUCUUGCCAUGGGAAUCAGGCUAAAGAGGUCAAUCCAGUACCUCUAAGAAGUAUGGCAUACUCUAUAAAGUAUUUUGGUGGAAUUGUCAGGUGGAAUUUAUCUGGCAAAUAUUGUAGAGAUGGGGUGAGAUCCUCUAUAUCAUUUCAGGGAAAUUUAUCAGUUGGUUUUACCCUAUAUUUGUUAAAUUGGUAUUAAAAAGUUGCAUAUUUUUGCAAAAUAGGUGAAAAGUUACGACAUUUUGCACAAAAGUCACCAACUUUUUGCCCAAACCCUCCAAUUUUUGUGUACUCUUACACCAGCUUAACCACACUUAGAAACUUGUCUACAUCCAAGCUACUUUGCUAUUUAUGAAGGACUACAUAAAGUGCUAUUUAUGCUCAUCUAUGAUAAAUUUGGGGAAGUACAAUUGAUGUACACCCAGGCAAACAGUGGUAAUAAGAACUUGACACAGACAAUGAUAAAUUCCCCCCAUUGAGUAUAGAAAUCCUCAAUGAAACUGGAGUCUUUUAAUUAUAUUUAGAGGGUACAGUGUGUGGUAGUACUAUAUUCAGAGGGUAAAAGUGUGAUAGCAUUAUAUUCAAAGAGUGCAGUGUGUGGUAGUAUUAUAUUCAAAGGGUACUGUAACGUUACGCUGGCCGUGAGCGCAUGGUCCCCUCACCUGCUGUAGCCUUAGUCUGUCACUCACCUGGUGCUUCUCCUGCCUCCGCCUCUGCUUCUCUGCUCCGGCGCGCAUGUCCCUGUCCCCUAGAGUGCGCAAGCUUUAAGAUUUAAAGGGCCAGUACGCUCAUUAGUGUAAUCCACCUGUGGCUCAUUUAUAAAUUCCUCCACCCUACUCAGUUUCCUGCCGGAUCUUUGUUGCCUUGAACCUGAGAGAAAGCAUUCCUGUUAUUGCCUUGCCGUGUAUCUGAUCUCUUGCUUUGUGACUCGACCUUGCUCCUCUGCCGCCUGCCUACUGACCUCCUGCUACGUCUAGACUACGCUACUGUGCUGCCUGCCCUGACCUUCUGCUAUCCAGACUACAAGCUGCCUUAUCCCCCUGUGCCUUGCAUCUCCUCAGCCGCCUGUGUGGUCAAGCCGUGCCAGGGGUAGCGACCUGGGUGUCGCCUGCAGCAGCAAGUCCAUCCCGCUUUGCGGCGGGCUCUGGUGAAAACCAGCGGCACCUUAGACUCCACUCCCUGGUUCGAUCCGAGUCAUAUGCCACACAG